Molecule: messenger RNA, 774 nt
Organism: Cydia amplana
Lineage: Eukaryota; Metazoa; Arthropoda; Insecta; Lepidoptera; Tortricidae
Product: lysophospholipase-like protein 1
Exons: 4
Coding region: 85-774 (229 amino acids)
Biological process (GO): protein depalmitoylation
Cellular component (GO): cytoplasm
Molecular function (GO): palmitoyl-(protein) hydrolase activity; carboxylic ester hydrolase activity
Source: RefSeq, a predicted model, not a curated record
UAAAAUAAAUUAAAACUAUAUUGUAUUUUAAUUCUCAGUUUAUUACUCAAACUUGUACAACAGUUCAUUAGAAUUAAUAAAAAAAUGUCUCGACUUGGUGCUUUGCACUUGACUAAACCCACAGGGCCCAAGCAUACGGCGACAGUAAUAUUUUUUCAUGGAUCUGGGGAUACAGGUGGAAACAUGAAGGAGUGGGUGAAUAUAAUGGCACGCAAUUUUACAUUUCCUCACAUCAAGGUGCUGUUCCCAACGGCUCCGCUGCAACCUUACACCCCCAAUGGCGGUGCCAUGAGCAAUGUUUGGUUUGACCGUGCUAAUAUAUCUAUUAAUGCCCCUGAAAAACUUGAUUCAAUAUCUAGAAUAGAGGUAGAGGUUAAGGAUCUCAUCCAAGGAGAAAAUAAAUUAGGAAUACCUAGCAACAGAAUAAUUAUAGGUGGAUUUUCAAUGGGUGGUUCACUGUCUUUCCAUACGGCAUAUAGGUGGGACAGGAAUAUUGCCGGAGCAUUUGUGUUCAGCUCGUUUCUCAAUAAUGGCUCAGUUGUGUACGAAGAGCUAAAAAAUGCAUCCAGCUCUCCAUUACCACCUCUGCUACAAUGCCAUGGUGACAACGAUGACGUGGUGCCACUGGAGUGGGGCCAAACUACUUUCAACGAGUUGAAAACCCUCGGAGCUCCAAUACAGUUUCACGUUUUGGAGAGGCUGGGACAUCAAAUCAAUAAACGGGGACUUCACCUCAUAAGGGAUUUUAUUGAUAAACAUCUGCCUGAUGUCUGA